UCUUUAUAAAAUGUUGCAAGUGCAGGAUUCAGUCGACAUCUAUAAAAGUGAUAAAGAGUUUCUUUUUCUUGAACAAUACAAUCUCAGUGUAGUUAUUAAUUACAACCAAUCCAUGAAUUGUUUACAAUUCCAAUUUACCUCCGAUGUUUCUUCGGACGAAAAUUUAACAGCAACAAUAAUUAGCUUCCCAAGUUCGAAUCCACAUGUAGUUUGUGAUGACUUUAAUUUUGAUUUGGUAACAAACAUCAAUGAACCCAUAUCUUUUCUCGGGGAAGCGAAUCAACUAAAUUUCGGUUGUACAUAUAACAUAACAGUUAACGACCGCUUCACAAGCUUAUCUUUCAAUUACUCCAUACCGUAUUGUGUCGAUGGAAAAUGCAAUUGCGACACUCAUUUGGUUCCGAUGAAUAUGACCAUGGAUUAUCAAGGAAGAGACGAAUUUUUAAUCAGAUGGAAAUUUACAAACGUCGAAGAUAGAGAUACUUUAGUGAACGUAACAUUUUAUUCGUACGUAAGCGAUGAUUGCAGUGAUCCUCCCGAUUGGAAUAAUAUAACGGAACCUAAACAUAAAUUGUUUAUGUGGAAUAAUUCCGCUUUGAUCUACAUUGAAGAUAAUCCUCAUUUGUGUUUACUUACCACUUUUAAAAACAAGUAUACAUGCGAAGAAGCCUUCCUAAGAAGCCUAAAAAUUAAUAACUCAACGUGGAUCAAUAUCUCAUACACUUUCAUCUCAGUAAUUUUAUUAUUGGUCAUCGUAGCUCUUUGGUAUAUUCAUAAAUGUCGAGGAACAAUAAAAACCGUAUUAAUAACGAGGGAUCAAAGUCGUAGGCGACGUAGUUGCCACAACAUUUAUGGAUACUUCCCAGACAAAAAGAAAUGGGCCGAAUCCACCAACAUCGAAUACAUCGAACACGAAAUUCUUGAAGGACUUGUUGAUGAAUUUGAAUUACCCAGGAACCAUUUAAAACUGUUAAACGAAAUCGGAAAGGGGGCAUUCGGGGAAGUUUACCUUGGAAAUAUUAUAUUGAACGGUAACAACGAAUCGGUUGCUGUUAAAACGUUACGGGAAAGGUGUUCGAAUGAAGAAAUGGAAGACUUCUUAUCAGAAAUCGAUAUUAUGAAGAAAAUUGGGCGACACCGAAACAUUGUGACGAUGCUAAAGUGUUGUACUCUUCAAGAACCGUAUCGGAUGAUUAUGGAAUAUGUUCCGUACGGAGAUUUGAAGCAUUAUUUAAUGAGCAUGAGGGAUAAAUGGAUUAAAAAAAAUAAUUUCGAUGAUGAUGAAUCUGAAAGUUAUAUUGUUCCAAUUACACCCACAAAUAAAUUUACACUUGAUAUUGCUCAAGAUACGAUUCUAGAUCACACCGAAUUACAAGAUUUCGCCCUCCAAAUAGCUUGCGGGAUGGCUCAUUUAGAGAAAAUUCCGAUAACCCAUCGUGAUUUAGCCGCAAGAAACAUUUUAAUCGAUGCGAAUAAAAUCUUGAAAAUAUCCGAUUUCGGUUUAUCCCGACCUGGGCCUUACAUCAAUAAGAAUCACAAUAAACUUCCGUUCCGAUGGAUGGCUUUGGAAGCAAUAGAAGAUCACUUUUAUAAUAAUAAAAGCGAUGUUUGGUCGUUUGGAGUGGUUUUGUGGGAAAUUGGGACGUUAGGUGCUUUUCCAUACGACACAAUUCCCGAUCGAAUGUUGCUUUAUCAUUUGCACAUAGGGAAACGUUUGGAGAGGCCGGAAAUUUGUACGGAUGAGUUGUAUUCGUUGAUGUUGAGGUGUUGGUCGGAGGAUCCCAAAUUUAGACCGACUUUUGAAGAGUUAGUUGAAGAAUUAGAUGUAAAGAAAAGCCGAAUUUAUAUUGAUUUUACCCAAUUGAAUCCAAGCUAUGUGUUUCCACCGAUUCGAGCGAACGAAUAUCACAAAGUUGAAACAACCUAAAAAAAAUUUUUAUUUUAUUAAUUAAUUUAUUAAUUUUUGUUAUUAUUGUGAAAUGAAUGUACCUGGUU
Molecule: messenger RNA, 1995 nt
Organism: Onthophagus taurus
Lineage: Eukaryota; Metazoa; Arthropoda; Insecta; Coleoptera; Scarabaeidae
Product: tyrosine-protein kinase receptor torso-like
Biological process (GO): positive regulation of kinase activity; protein phosphorylation; multicellular organism development
Cellular component (GO): plasma membrane; signaling receptor complex
Molecular function (GO): ATP binding; transmembrane receptor protein tyrosine kinase activity
Source: RefSeq, a predicted model, not a curated record